AUGAGCCGCGCCGGGAGCUGGGACAUGGACGGGCUGCGGGCGGACGGUGGGGCCGCCGGAGCGGCCCCAGCCUCCUCCUCCUCCUCGUCUGUGGCGGCGGCGGCGGCGCCGGGCCAGUGUCGCGGCUUCCUCUCGGCGCCAGUAUUCGCCGGGACACACUCCGGGCGCGCAGCGGCGGCGGCGGCGGCCGCGGCAGCUGCGGCGGCGGCGGCCUCGGGCUUCGCAUACCCCGGGACCUCUGAGCGUGCGGGCUCCGCCUCGUCGUCGUCAUCUUCGGCUGUGGUCGCAGCGCGUCCGGAGGCUCCCUCGGCCAAAGAGUGUCCGGCGCCCGGAGCGGCAGCUGCAGCGCCGCCGGGCGCCCCAGCUCUGGGCUAUGGCUACCACUUCGGCAACGGCUACUACAGCUGCCGCAUGUCACACGGCGUGGGCUUGCAGCAAAACGCUCUCAAGUCGUCGCCGCACGCCUCGCUGGGAGGCUUCCCGGUGGAGAAGUACAUGGACGUGUCGGGCCUGGCAAGCAGCAGCGUACCAGCCAACGAGGUGCCUGCCAGAGCCAAAGAGGUGUCCUUCUACCAGGGCUACACGAGCCCCUAUCAGCAUGUGCCUGGCUACAUCGACAUGGUGUCUACCUUCGGUUCCGGGGAGCCUCGGCAUGAGGCGUACAUCUCCAUGGAGGGCUACCAGUCCUGGACGCUGGCCAACGGGUGGAACAGCCAGGUGUACUGCGCCAAGGACCAGCCACAGGGCUCCCACUUUUGGAAAUCAUCCUUUCCAGGGGAUGUGGCUCUAAAUCAGCCAGAUAUGUGUGUCUACCGUCGGGGGAGGAAGAAGAGGGUGCCCUACACCAAACUGCAGCUCAAAGAACUGGAGAACGAGUAUGCCAUUAACAAGUUCAUUAACAAGGACAAGCGGCGGCGGAUCUCGGCUGCCACGAACCUAUCGGAGAGACAAGUGACCAUUUGGUUUCAGAACCGAAGAGUGAAAGACAAGAAGAUCGUCUCCAAGCUCAAAGACACUGUCUCCUGAUAUAGACCAGAUUGGCCAAAGAGAGUUUAAAUGCUUUCAGUUGUCUCCAAAAGACCUUCGGAAAGACUUGAAUAUGUAUUUAAUUUCUCCCCA
Molecule: messenger RNA, 1119 nt
Organism: Neogale vison (American mink)
Lineage: Eukaryota; Metazoa; Chordata; Mammalia; Carnivora; Mustelidae
Gene: HOXD13
Product: homeobox D13
Exons: 2
Coding region: 1-1026 (341 amino acids)
Biological process (GO): regulation of transcription by RNA polymerase II
Molecular function (GO): DNA-binding transcription factor activity, RNA polymerase II-specific; RNA polymerase II cis-regulatory region sequence-specific DNA binding
Source: RefSeq, a predicted model, not a curated record